CACCAAUUCACAAGCACCAUUCACCAUGGACAUGAUGAGCUCCUCCCGCCGAAGGGCUCUGGAGACACGGAGUAUACGCCCGCCGACAUCCACCGUGCGCUCGUGGGCUAAAAGCAGCCCUCUGUCGUUCAAAAGAACCACGAAUGUGUCUUCCUCCAGAGCCGCGUACAGCCCCGCCGUGCUCGCGUCUCCUGACGGGUUCGAGCUGAGCGCGGCACUCAAUGGAGAUCCGGUGCGCAAUAACGAGAAGGAGCAGCUCCAGGGGCUCAACGACCGCUUCGCCAGCUACAUCGACAAGGUUCGCUUCCUCGAGGAGCAAAACAAGCAGCUUGAGGCGGAGAUUCAAGCGCUAAAGCAGCAGAAACUGUCGCAGUCUCUGCAGACCGAUGCGUACGACCGCGAGCUCCAAGACCUGCGCUGCGCCCUGGAGCAGCUCCACAAGGAGAAGGCGCAGAUCCUGCUGGACACCGACCAUAUGGACGAGGAUCUCCAGCGGAUCCGAGAGCGCUACGAAGAUGAAUCCCGGCUCAGAGAGCACAUGGAUGCUGCGAUCCGAGGCAUGAAGAAAGACAAAGACGACUCGGUUCUCAUGAAGAUGGACCUGGAGAGGAAAGUUCAGGCGCUCGUGGACGAAAUGGACUUCUUGCGGCAGAACCACGAGGAGGAGAUCAGCGAGCUUCUAGCUCAGCUUCAAGCCGCGCAGGUGCCGGUGGUGGAGAUGAGGGACCUCCAGAAGACCGACAUCACCUCUGCGCUCCGGGAUAUCCGCGCGCAGCUGGACGGGCUGUCCUCCAAGAACCUCCAGCAGGCUGAAGAAGUGUUCAAGUGCCGCUACGCCAUGCUGACGGACGCCGCGGAACAGAACAAGGAUGCUAUAAAGUCCAUACGGGACGAGAUCGGGGACUACCGCCGUCAGAUCCAAGGCAAGAGCGUCGAACUGGAGGCUCUUCGAGGCACCAAAGAUUCACUGGAGAGGCAGCUGCAUGACAUCGAGGACCGCCAUAACACCGACGUGUCCAGUUAUCAGGAAAUGAUUCACCAAUUGGAAAACGAUCUAAAAGGAACGAAAUGGGAAAUGGCUCGUCAUCUCCGGGAAUAUCAGGAUCUGCUCAACGUCAAGAUGGCACUGGAUGCAGAAAUAGCCGCUUACAGGAAACUGCUGGAAGGUGAGGAGACUCGCUUCUGCGCCGCCGUAACCGCAUUUGCCUACAGCCAGCCAAAAACCUCAAAGGUCAAGCAUAAAAUAGUGGAGGAGAUCAUCGAGGAGACCAAAGGAGAAAGCGACAUCGAUGAUGAUCUGGCAGAGGUGGCAAAAGAGGUGGCAGAAGAGGCGGAAGAGGAAGAGAAGGAGGAAGAGGAGGAGACUGUUGCUGCCAGUCAGGCCAAAGUGAGUUCAGCCGCUCCCGAAGGAGAAGAAGAGGAAGAAGAAGAAGGAGGAGAUGAGGAAGAAGAAGCAGAAGAAGGAGAAGCUGCUGCUGAGGAGGAAGAAGAGGAAGACGAGGAAGGAGAGGAGGAAGAGGAGCCACAAGUGGAAGUGAUCGAAGAGACCGAGCUGUGCGGUGAGAAAUCUCCAACAUCAGAGAAAGAGGGCAGCGAAAAAGAAGAAGAGGAAGAUGAAGGUAAAGGAGAGGAGAAGGAAGAUGAGGAUGAGAAAGAAGACACCAAAUCUGAAGGAGAAGGAGAGAAGAAAGAGGAAUCAGGAGGAGAAGAAGAGAAGAAAGAAGAAUCAGGAGGAGAAGAAGAGAAGAAAGAGGAAUCAGGAGGAGAAGAAGAGAAGAAAGAGGAAUCAGGAGGAGAAGAAGAGAAGAAAGAGGAAUCAGCUGGAGAAGAAGCUAAGGCUGAUUCAGAGAAGGACGACAAGAAAAGCGACACAGAAGAAGAUGAAAAGAAAUCACCUGUAAGUGAGGAGAAAGCUGAAAGUCCAGCGGAGGAAAAGAAGCAGGACGAAAAGCAAGUCGACAAGGUAGUCGUAGCCAACAAUAAAGAAGAAGCCAGUCCAAAAGAAGAAGUCCAAACCAGAACGGUGGAAACCAUCACCAACGGAGACAAAGAAACCAAAGCAGAACCAGAGAAGGAGGAGAAGAAGCCUGAAGAAAAGCCUCAGGAGAAAAAGAAAGUGGCCAAAAAGGUGGAGAAAGUGGCUCCGCAGGUGAAGAAGGAGAUCAAGGGAAAAGACUGACGCGAGUGACUCUGCCAGGGAAUUAGUUAUAAUCAAUUGUUAGGCAUAAUUCUAUUUGAUGCAAAAUGUGAACAAACCCCCAACCCGAGCGGCGUUUGAUGCAGCUAGCCAAUAUAAUUGCAUGCGUGUUGAAUGACUGACUUGCAUGUGUGGUUUUGGUGGUGACGUAGCCACGCUGAGCCGCUGCGUCUGAAACAGAAUUAAAGCGCAUUUGCAUUAAAGUGCGAGUACAUUAGGCUGCUAAUGAAGGCGAGAGGUUUUACAGCGAUGCCAGUUCAUCGGCGGUUCUCUUGGCAAUAAUGGUGCUACUUCAAUAUCAUCAUUCGCAGGCACACUUUGAGCAGAAACUCCAGUUAUAUAUGAUGUCUUUCUAAUAUACUUCUUGCCUUAAGACGUAAUGCACUGAAUCAACGAGAAGAGUCGGGUUGUUAACACACAAACAGCUGUUAACAGAGAUACUGUGAAAGCUACUGUAAAGUUGCUGCUCUUUGCAAUAUCACCUCAAUCAAUAAAAGCUCAUCAAGUCCUUACAAA
Molecule: messenger RNA, 2713 nt
Organism: Danio rerio (zebrafish)
Lineage: Eukaryota; Metazoa; Chordata; Actinopteri; Cypriniformes; Danionidae
Gene: nefmb
Product: neurofilament medium chain b
Cellular component (GO): axon; cytoskeleton
Molecular function (GO): structural molecule activity
Source: RefSeq, marked provisional